Molecule: messenger RNA, 1200 nt
Organism: Dreissena polymorpha
Lineage: Eukaryota; Metazoa; Mollusca; Bivalvia; Myida; Dreissenidae
Product: dolichol-phosphate mannosyltransferase subunit 3-like
Exons: 5
Coding region: 75-401 (108 amino acids)
Biological process (GO): GPI anchor biosynthetic process
Cellular component (GO): endoplasmic reticulum membrane; dolichol-phosphate-mannose synthase complex
Source: RefSeq, a predicted model, not a curated record
GGGAUACAAAAUAAACGAAAAUAAAUAUCGUGUUUAAAUAAAGGAUAUAUUGUAAUGACAAUCAAUGAAAUAAAAUGUUUUGUUAUCAAUCAAAGCCGAAUUUGCAAUUUAAGCAGAUUCCCAAGCUGUUCCAGUGGUUGCUGGCAGGCGUGACAUUCAUUGUGUUGUGGAUUGCCCUGGUACUCGGCUAUAGAGAACAGGAUGGGACCAGCACCUCCACACCAACUGUGGUUCUGUUUCUUCCAUUAUAUGUGAUAAUUACUUUUGGGUUAUUUUCCGUGGCUGUGAUAGGAUACAGAGUUGCGACAUUUAAUGACUGCGUUGAGGCUGCUAAAGAAUUACAAACAGAAAUCGAGGAAGCAAAAGCAGAUUUAAAGUCAAAAGGAUUUAAGUUUGACUGAAUGCUUUCAGUACACAUUUACACUUUUGUAUAUAUAUAUAUAUAUAUAUAUAUAUGUCUGGAACUUGGCAGGUUUCAAAAUGAUUUCAAUGCAAUACCAGCAGAUAGACACUGAUAGCAAUUAAACUUGAUGUUUAGCAAUUAAACUUGAUGUUUUUAAGUCCAGUACUCGAGAUCUGUGCACAGGAUUAAGGAAUUAUUCAAGUCAUGCUCUUGGAUAACGGGGAUUAUUGCAUGAGUGUAAAGUGUCAUCCCAAAAUUUGCUUAUCCAGUGUGCACAUGCUAAUCAGGGAGGACAAUAAACACUUUUAUGGAUUUUUUUGUGUGUACAGGAAGUCUGUUUAGGCAGAAAGUGUCGUCCCUGAUAAGUCUGUGCAGACUCCCUAAUCUUGGAACACAUUUUACAUAAAUAUAUCAAGACCUUUUGUUAUUACCAGAGCUAGACUUAAUUGUUAUUUAAAUGUUAAGCCAGGAUCUUUAUAAAAAGGGGACAAGUCUUAAUGUGCAUUGUGAACGGCCUGGAUAAAUGUGUUUAAGUACUUUGUAACCAAAACAUUGUUGACCGAGACUCAAGUGGAAUGGUUUCUUAAUAAUUGUUAUUUUACAUGUUAUCAAGUGCUAUGUACAUUGUUUUAUAAUUCUGUUAAAAUUCCCUGUAUAUAUUAACUAGAAUGAAAUCCCAUAUACAUUUUCAUUCAUUUGCAUCAUUCAUUUACAGUUUUUCCAUAUAAAAAUAUAUAUGUAUUCACAUGAUUUAGUUUUUAUGUUAAAGUGUGUAACAGUAAACAUAAAGACCUCUA